Molecule: messenger RNA, 1182 nt
Organism: Phlebotomus papatasi
Lineage: Eukaryota; Metazoa; Arthropoda; Insecta; Diptera; Psychodidae
Product: gustatory receptor for sugar taste 64a-like
Exons: 8
Coding region: 97-1182 (361 amino acids)
Biological process (GO): sensory perception of sweet taste; detection of chemical stimulus involved in sensory perception of taste
Cellular component (GO): membrane
Molecular function (GO): sweet taste receptor activity
Source: RefSeq, a predicted model, not a curated record
UUGAAAGAGUGUCCUGGUACUAACAUUACCAUUCAAGAAGUUUUCUUCGAAAGCCAGCGUUCACACAUCUUUUACUGGAUUAAUUUUCAAAACUGGAUGAUUCCUUUAUUACUUCUUGUUAAUAUGAGUCUCACAUUUUGCUGGACUUACCUUGAUCUCUUUAUUAUGCUUGUUGGGAUUUCAUUAGCGGCACGAUUUAACCAAGUUACUGACAGAAUUAAGCGAAUGGAAAAUAUGAUAAUCCCAGAAUCGUUCUGGACCGAAAUUCGUAGCCACUAUUUACUUCUGAAUGAGUUAGUUUUGUAUGUGGAUGAUCGUCUUUCCUUGAUUCUUCUUCUCUCCUGCGCGAGUAAUUUAUAUUUCGUCUGUCUGCAGUUGUUCAAUAGUUUCACGAGUAACUAUUCGGACAUCAUCUCAACAGUUUUUUUCUGGUUCUCUCUGCUAUUUGUAAUGGGAAGAGCUGUUUGUUGUCUUCUCUGCGUAGCUUCAAUACAUGAAGCUACUAAAGGUCCAUUGAGGAUCCUAAGAAGGGUCCCUACAAAACAUUGGAGUGUCGAAUUAGGACGGUUCUCUCGAAACAUCGCGAAAGAUACUAUAGCACUUACCGGUAGAAAAUUCUUUUACAUUACCAAAAGAUUAGUAUUAGUGAUGGCUGGUACGGUUGUGACUUACGAACUUGUUGUAUUUGAUCAAGUAGAUAAAGAGAAUGCAUCUGCUGGGGAAAAUGGAACCCAUCCUUGCAACUGGACAACGCGUCAACACGUGUUAUAUUAUUUGACGGGCUGUUAUCAACUGUUGAACAUUUUUAAUAUUUUACCAUAUACUACAAGCCAAAUCUACUUCUGGUAUUCGCUAAUAUACCUAAUACUUAGAUCACUUUGCCUAUUGCUAUGUACGUCUGAAAUUAAUGAUCAGUCCAAAAGACCCUUGGUGAUUCUAAAGACCAUUCCAACGUAUGCUUGGUGCGUAGAACUGGAUAGGUUCAUCCAUCAGACCUCAAAGGAAACCAUUUGUUUGACAGGAAUGAGAUUUUUCUUCUUCACACGAAAACUUGUUCUAUCUAUGAUAGGAACGGUCGUCACUUAUGAACUCGUCUUGAUGCAGUUUGACUUGAAUAAAAAUGAAGUUGACACACAUGAGAAUGAAAUAGUUUUUCGCUAUGAUUGUGUGAAUCCUUUAUAA